This is a messenger RNA of Cryptococcus deneoformans JEC21, 1485 nucleotides long. Its product is annotated as expressed protein. The transcript is spliced from 5 exons. Gene Ontology annotation, molecular function: ribonuclease III activity. Gene Ontology annotation, biological process: RNA processing. NCBI's taxonomy places the organism in Eukaryota, Fungi, Basidiomycota, Tremellomycetes, Tremellales, Cryptococcaceae. Bases 33 to 1289 code for a protein of 418 amino acids. The record is from RefSeq and is a predicted model, not a curated record.
CUUUUGUAUUCGUUCUUGGACCUCGGAAUCUUAUGCUGCGCAUGCUUCAGAGCGCACUGAGGAGAGGAACGGAUCCUGCCCCUGCCAUCGCCCGCACGCCAGCCGCAUUGAGAACAUCCCUGCUGCCCCGUCACUUCUCUCUGCUCUGUAGACCGCUUCAACCGCAACACUCGACUCGUCCCAAACUGGCCAAGGCUCCCAAAGCUGCAAAGCCUCUGAAAACCCCCAAGUUUUUCAAGGCCUCCAAACAAAGCAACGCAAAAGAACCAUACAAGCCACGCAAAUCCAAAGGCCCGGUACUUUCUGAAACACGAGUAACUUUCCAACUCCCCGUAUCUCCCGAAAACGCAACGGCUUCCAAAAAUCCGUCCUCUCCAAUCCACCUUCCCUUUGACAAACUCCUCGUCAUGGUCCGAGCCGCCGAUGUUGUCAGCCGCAUGGAAAUGCCGGAGGAGCUUCCGGAUUUCCCCUUGCCCCCCCUUCCGGAUAUCUAUGAUCGUGAGCUCUUACGUCAAGUCUUUACGCACACCAGCUACGUGGGAGCGAGGAAGCAAUCUGCACUGUUUGAUAAGGAGGCCUUUCAUCAUGACAAUGAGAAACUGGAACAUGUCGGGGAUGCUUUGUUAGGCUGUAUUGUGACCUGUUUGCUUCACGACUUGUAUCCGAACCUCAAUCCGGGCAACGCAACUGAAAUGAAAGCUAUCUGCGUUUGCAAUCAGACGUUAUCACAACUCUCUAGGCGCUAUAAGAUGCCAGAACGUCUCAUAACAGACGUGAAUGCUACAGAAAUUUUGAAGAACGGGACAAAAACCACAGCCAACAUCUUUGAGGCAUAUGUCGCUGGCCUCCACUACUCUUAUCUCAAACAUGGCAACACGAAAGAUGUUGACGGAGGUGACGGGCCAAAAACUCAUGGACAAGGUCUUGAACAUUUGCAAGGAUGGCUUCGACCACUCUUUGAACCGAUCGCUGAAUGGGUAUUGGGUUACAUGAAGAAGGAACAAGAACGGUUGGAAGCAGAAACAGCUGUCAAGGCUGGAUUAAUGGAUACCGACCUCGACGACUUGGCGAAUGGUGCGUCAGGAAAGCUUAACGAGCUGUUCAUCUCCAGAGGGGCGGGUAUGCCUGUGUAUACGUAUGAGCCACGGGGAGUUGAUAUGUGGAAGGCGAUUGUAAUCGCACGUAAUAGGGACGGGAAAGAGUGGCAAGGUGAAGCUACACGAACAAAGAAGAAACAGGCGGCCACGGUUGCGGCAUACAAGAUCCUAAUGCAGCUAGAAGUGGUUUGAUCAAGGUCUUCAUUCUGAGACCAUGAAGAGGACAAUCCCUUUAGAACUUCUUGGGUAUUUAAGGUCACGAUAUGGACAAGCAUAUAUCAUGAGAGAAUGGGAGUUAACGGUAUGGGAGAAAUGAUAAUAAAGGUUUUGUAAGAUAUGUAAUAUUACGCUCCAAGAUGAUCCCAAUGAGAGUGGGCCUAGACAAAGC